AUGAAGGCUGCGCUCGCACUGACGGUGGUCAUUGUCGCCUGCGUUAAUAUUCACUGUGUUGAGGGCAAGGCGAAGAAGACAACGCAAUUGUCUCUUCAAAGUAAAGAGACUAACGUCGUGAACUUCAUGAGACUGCUGGUCAUGAGACUAGUUUUCGGUGUGGCCUCGGCGAUGGGUCUUGGUGAAAAUCUUUCGGGCGUUCUUGGAGGGAUUUUCGUGCCACCUGGAGCCGACGACUACGAUUAUGGCGACGAUGACUAUGCAUCCGGCUUGUUUUAA
Dufourea novaeangliae is the source of this 279-nucleotide messenger RNA. RefSeq lists its product as uncharacterized. The transcript is spliced from 2 exons. The coding region runs from base 1 to 279 and encodes 92 amino acids. Lineage: Eukaryota; Metazoa; Arthropoda; Insecta; Hymenoptera; Halictidae. The record is from RefSeq and is a predicted model, not a curated record.